Molecule: messenger RNA, 816 nt
Organism: Neopsephotus bourkii (Bourke's parrot)
Lineage: Eukaryota; Metazoa; Chordata; Aves; Psittaciformes; Psittacidae
Gene: CDX4
Product: caudal type homeobox 4
Exons: 3
Coding region: 9-791 (260 amino acids)
Biological process (GO): regulation of transcription by RNA polymerase II; cell differentiation; embryo development
Cellular component (GO): nucleus
Molecular function (GO): DNA-binding transcription factor activity, RNA polymerase II-specific; RNA polymerase II transcription regulatory region sequence-specific DNA binding
Source: RefSeq, a predicted model, not a curated record
UGACAACCAUGUAUGUGAGCUCUCUCUUGGAUAAGGAGAACAGCAUGUAUCCAGGAACUGCAAGGAGUAACAACAACCUGCCAGUGCAAAACUUUGUGUCUACUCCAUCCUAUCCAGAUUACAUGGGAUACCAUCAUGUGCCAGCUCUGGACACCCACAGCCAGCCUGCGGGAACCUGGGGAUCCCACUACGGCCCACAGAGGGAGGACUGGAACGCUUAUGGCCCAGGACCUUCCAGCACGGUUGCUGCUGCUCAGAUCAACAGCUUGUCUCCUGGACAGGUCUCCUACACUUCUGCUGAUUACAGCUCCCUCCAUCCUGCUGGACCUGGGGGGUUACCUCCUGUAGAUACAAUUAAUACACAGCAAAUCUCCCCCAACAGCCAAAGGCAUAGCUCUUAUGAAUGGAUGAGGAAAACAGUGCAAACUAAUACUACUGGUAAAACAAGAACAAAAGAAAAGUACCGAGUUGUUUACACAGAUCAUCAGAGACUAGAAUUAGAGAAGGAAUUUCACUGCAACAGAUAUAUUACGAUAAGGAGAAAGUCAGAACUGGCAGCAAAUCUGGGACUAUCUGAAAGACAGGUGAAAAUCUGGUUCCAGAACCGCCGGGCGAAAGAAAGAAAACUGAUCAAGAAGAAAAUCUCUCAGUUUGAUGGCAGUGGGGGCUCAGCUCAGAGUGACUCUGGGUCACUCAGUCCAAAUGAAAUAUCCAGUUCUCUGUUUCCACCACCACAUGGAAUAAAUGGAUUACAGCCUAAUGGCAUUCACCAGGUCAUAGUUUCAGAAUGAACAGAAGGAUUCUCCCAUCAACCCC